This is a messenger RNA of Neltuma alba, 961 nucleotides long. Its product is annotated as xyloglucan endotransglucosylase/hydrolase protein 2-like. Gene Ontology annotation, cellular component: apoplast; cell wall. Bases 34 to 897 code for a protein of 287 amino acids. Gene Ontology annotation, biological process: xyloglucan metabolic process; cell wall biogenesis. The record is from RefSeq and is a predicted model, not a curated record. Gene Ontology annotation, molecular function: xyloglucan:xyloglucosyl transferase activity; hydrolase activity, hydrolyzing O-glycosyl compounds. NCBI's taxonomy places the organism in Eukaryota, Viridiplantae, Streptophyta, Magnoliopsida, Fabales, Fabaceae. The transcript has 4 exons.
UUCGAAACACUAAAGCUUUGCUUUGAUAUCAAUAUGAGUUGUUUGGUAUUUGUUUUGGUUUCGUUUCUGGUUUUUGGAGCUGUGUUUGCGAGAGGAAGGAAUGGAGAAGUAGUGUUUGAUGAAAACUACAAGGUUAUUUGGGGAGCAGACCAUGUUGUGUAUUUGAACCAAGGGAAAGAAAUCCAGCUCUCCAUGGACAAAGCUUCAGGGUCUGGCUUUGGAUCCAAGAUGAAUUACGGGUCAGGGUUUUUCCAUUUGAAGAUAAAAGUACCAGACAGAGAUUCCGCUGGAGUAGUCACAGCUUACUAUCUGACAUCCCAAGGAGAGAGACAUGACGAAGUGGACUUUGAGUUCUUGGGGAAUAGAGAAGGCAAGCCUUACACGUUACAGACAAAUGUGUUCGCAGAUGGCAAAGGCAACAAAGAACAACGAAUUCGUCUUUGGUUUGAUCCCUCUGCUGAUUUUCACGAUUACAAACUUCUUUGGAACCCCCACCAACUAGUGUUUUAUGUGGAUGAUAUCCCAAUAAGGGUAUACAAGAACAAGAGCAAUAAGGGAGUGGCAUACCCAUCAAAGGCAAUGCAAAUCGAAGCAACGUUAUGGGAUGGAGAUAGUUGGGCCACUGAUGGAGGCAAAGCCAAAACCAAUUGGAGCUUUGCUCCUUUCAAAGCUUUCUUUCAAGCUUUUGAUGUUAAUGGCUGCCAACUUCAACCCUCAAGCAGUAAUAAUAAUGAUUGUGCUUCUAACAAGUUCUGGUGGAAUAAGCAACAGUUCUGGCAGUUGGAUCCUCAGAGACAAGCUGCUUAUCAAAAUGUUAAGAACAAGUAUAUGACUUAUGAUUAUUGCUCUGAUAAAACUAGGUACCCUGUACCUCCCAUCGAAUGUUCUUAUAAUUAACUACAAACUAUAUACCAAAUCCUUGGUCGGGCUUUAGAGUUUCAGAAAAAAGUUAUUCAUAGUU